ACGUGCAUCCGACUGUGCGGAAAAGGAGCGGUGUGUUUCCCUGGUUAAAAUUUGUGCUACAUCAACAAUCUACAGAAGUACUAACGACAUUCAAGUUUCCUCUACACGUCUGCACACACUAGAGCUUGAUAAUACCCUCAGCAUGGCUCGAGACUGGAAACCCGGUGAUCUGAUUUUCGCCAAGAUGAAGGGCUAUCCUCACUGGCCCGCACGAAUCGAUGAAGUCCCAGACGGUGCUGUGAAGCCAUCCAACAUCAAGUUUCCCAUCUUCUUCUUUGGCACCCAUGAAACAGCAUUUCUUGGCCCAAAAGAUAUCUUUCCAUACCUGCCGAACAAAGACAAGUACGCCAAGCCCAACAAGAGGAAAGGCUUCAAUGAGGGAUUGUGGGAGAUUGAGAACAACCCAAAAGUUGAGCUCACCGCACCCAAGCCGGUUCCUCCAGAAUCUUUCACUGAAAAGGAUUCAGACAGCGGUCCAGAAGGAGAGGAGGAUGCAGACGACAAGGGGAUAAAAUCCAAAGUUCCAGGAGUUGAGGCUGAGCAGGAGAAUGAGAAUGAGGAGAAGGAGGAGGAGGAUGAGGAGGAGGAGGAGGAGGAGGAGGAGGAGGAGGAGGAAGGGUCUCUGAUCUCUGAGCAGGGUCCUCAGGACCAGGAUGGCGCCGCUCAGAAAGAAUCCACGGAUGUUCUUAAACCCAAGAGAGGAAGAAAGAAAAAGAGUGAAACUGACCAGGAGACUGAAAAAGACGAUGCUCCUGCAAGUCCUGUUAGUCCUUCAGGUGGGGAGGGCCCCAAGCGAAGAGGCAGGAAGCCCAAAAGUGAGAAGUUGCUUCUGCUCCAGCAGCAGGAUCAACAAGGCUCAGGCAGUGAAAUGGACACUGCUGAAUCAGACAGAAAGAGAAAGAGGGCACUAGAGGACAAAUCCAAGAGUGGAGAGGAGGAGAAGAGAAAGAAGAGGGAGGACAGCAAAGGAAAGGAUGCAGAUGUGAAGGAGCCUGAAGCCAAGAAGAAGAAGCAGUCCAAGGAUGACAGCUCCUCUGGCUCUGACGAUGAAGAGAAAAAUAAAGGCAGAAAGAAACAGCAAAGCUCAGAAAUCGACAAAGAUGUGCGGCGACGGAAAGCAGAUGAAUUAAGAGAGCCGAACAAAGAUGAUGGGAAGAAAAAUGAAGAGAGGACAGGAGUUAAGAAGAAAGAAAUGUCAACUGACUUGAAACUCCACAGACUGCACAGUGAAAUCAAGAUUUCACUGAAGAUUGACAACCCUGAUGUGAAGAAGUGCUUGGAGGCUUUAGAUGAGAUCGGAUCCCUCCAGGUCACAACCCAGCACCUGCAGAAACACAGUGAACUCAUUGCCACACUCAAAAAGAUUCGCAGAUUCAAGGCCAGUCAGGACAUCAUGGAUAAGGCCACCAUGCUGUAUAACAAGUUUAAGAGCAUGUUUCUGGUCGGAGAAGGCGACAGCGUGCUCAGCCAGGUGCUCAACAAGUCUUUAGUCGAACAACGGCAGCAUGAAGAGGCCAAGAAAGGAGCGCUGAAGAGAGUCGAACAAGCCAAGGAAAACAACUCAGACAAGCUGACGAAUGGCGAUAUCAGCCCUGAGGAGAAGAAGCAGGAGACGGAGCGGGAGAAGCUGCUAGAAGACGCCCCCGCAGGAGAGAAUCACAGUGCCCCAAAAGCUCAGGAAGAGUCCACUUGAGUGUCCUACCUGCCUGAAGGAAAGAGAGGACAUGUGCUGCUGUACUCCUUUGUUCAAACUGGGCUCACCAACUGGGAUCUCCGGUCCAGUUCCUUUUGAUGACUGAUCACUGUCACUGGUUUCCAGUUCACUGACUGUUUUCGUCAGUUUUGCUGCUCAAAGGCUUCAGUACAUCAAACCCCUCCAACUCCAAGAUACUGACUGACUGACUGCAUAGUUUAUUUUUGUACUUUGUGUAAUCUUUACCUUUCAGACAACUCUUCUCACAUACAUUGUCACAUCUGUUGAAUUUCAUGAACAGCGUAAAGAGUAAGAACUUGUAGAUCUGCAACACUGUGAACUUAGAUCUUAAUGAGCAUGCUAACAGAGAGCAGGUUAGUACCAUUUGGUCCUAUUU
Seriola dumerili (greater amberjack) is the source of this 2090-nucleotide messenger RNA. It is a transcript of the gene psip1a, whose product is annotated as PC4 and SFRS1 interacting protein 1. Gene Ontology annotation, cellular component: nucleus. The record is from RefSeq and is a predicted model, not a curated record. NCBI's taxonomy places the organism in Eukaryota, Metazoa, Chordata, Actinopteri, Carangiformes, Carangidae. Gene Ontology annotation, molecular function: transcription coregulator activity; double-stranded DNA binding. The transcript is spliced from 17 exons. Gene Ontology annotation, biological process: regulation of transcription by RNA polymerase II. Bases 143 to 1693 code for a protein of 516 amino acids.